Zingiber officinale is the source of this 1221-nucleotide messenger RNA. Its product is annotated as protein STRUBBELIG-RECEPTOR FAMILY 4-like. NCBI's taxonomy places the organism in Eukaryota, Viridiplantae, Streptophyta, Magnoliopsida, Zingiberales, Zingiberaceae. The transcript has 11 exons. The record is from RefSeq and is a predicted model, not a curated record. Bases 244 to 1221 code for a protein of 325 amino acids. Gene Ontology annotation, cellular component: plasma membrane. Gene Ontology annotation, molecular function: protein binding.
UUGAGAGGCUCCCCGGCACCUCCGCGACGUCGGUUGUCGGUUGCCACCCGCUCCAAUGGCACCCUGCAAGACCGCCACCACCCCCCUCGAUAGCCCUUCCACCAAUGCCCCAAUUUUAGGAGAGACAAAUGGAACCCACGGGGACAUCCGGGAGUUCGCCUGCCGAAGCAUCGGCACCGACCUCUCCCUCGCUCCCCUUCCUCGUGGAAAAAUCGUUCGAUCUGUAGAUUUGCUGCUUCCGAGAUGGAUCUCUGUCUUAUUCCCCUUGUUAUUCUCUUGCUGACCCUUCCGAUCGCCAAGCCGGUCCGAGGCGAAACCGAUCCGCCAGACGUUUCUGCCUUGAAUGUUAUGUUUCGAAGCUUAAAUUCCCCCUCUCAGUUAAAUGGAUGGAAAUCCAGUGGAGGUGACCCUUGUGGCGAUGAUUGGAAAGGCAUCACAUGCUCUGGCUCAUCCGUGACCAGAAUAGAACUCUCGGGUCUUGGUUUGUCAGGUACACUGGGUUACCAACUAUCGAGCAUGACUUCGGUAACUUAUUUUGACAUGAGCAAGAACAAUCUUAAUGGUGAUGUACCUUACCAGCUUCCACCUAAUGCUGAUCAUAUAGAUCUUGGUGGAAAUACACUUUCUGGAGGGAUUCCUUUUUCAAUUUCUCAGAUGUCUGAUCUUACGUACCUAAAUCUUGCCCAUAACCAGCUUCAUGGACAGUUGACUGAUACGUUUGGUUCACUUCAUAGACUCUCAUUGCUGGAUCUCUCAUACAACCAAUUCUCAGGAAACCUACCUCAAAGCUGUGGAUCCCUCUCUGAUCUCAAAAAUUUGCUAUUACAGAACAAUCAAUUUAGUGGUUCAAUAGGUGUGCUUGCCCAUCUUUCUCUUGAAGAAUUGAAUAUUCAAAACAACCAGUUUACAGGUUGGAUUCCAAACAAAUUGAAAAGUAUACAUAACCUCAAAAUAGAUGGAAAUUCCUGGUCAUCUAGCCCAGCACCUUCAGGCAUGUCUAAAGCUGGAGAUAUAAGCUCAUCCACAGCCGAUGAUGGAAAUCAGAAUUCUGGUAUGAAAGCUGCAGCCAUUGUUGUGACAGUUAUAGCUGUGUUAGUAUUGGCUCUUCUUUUAAUGGCUCUUGUUAAGAGAAGAUCUUCAGCUUCAUCUCAUUAUAUUGUUGAUCAAUAUAGCCAGAACAGAUCAAGUACACCUCUAGUAGAUAAUGUUGCUCUUCUAUGA